AUGUUGUCGGCUCCUGUCAAAUCCGCCAAACGCAUAUCCUCCCUCUUCAAUCUGGGAGGAUCGACCAAGGACCACGGUUCCUCGUCCUCCUCGCCCACGGGCUCCCCAGAUCACAUAGCAGUCGACGCUCCCCGGGGCAGUUCUCGCUCCGCCCGCCAUGUGUCAUCACCACACGUUCUUUCCAGCGAGUCGCGGGCCAGCGGUUCAGGCCCUGCAGAUGACCUGGACUUGAACGAGCCCCUUCCUCCUCCUCCGUCUUUGUUGGCAGUGAACCAGGACCUGGCCAACAGCGCAGGCAAUUCUUCCAAUGGCAGACCACAGAGCAGAGGCAGACCGUCGACAUCGGGAGGCCUGGCCCCUCCGGGGUCACGAUCAGGGUCCCGUCCGGGGACUCCAACGGACCAUAAGAACAAACGCCGCAGCUGGAUGCCCGGUCGGACACGAGCGAGCUCGGUUGAUAACAGACCAAGCGUGCCAAUGCCUGCAGACGUGUCCACUGCGUGGGUGGCUGGGUUGGAGCAAAAGGUCGUCUACGACCUAGGUCCUCUAGCGAGAGGUGAACCGAUUGCGGAACUUUGGAACGAACAGGGAGAUACCUUCGUCUACCUUUUCCCACAGACCACCAAUAGACCUCCCUCCUUCAAGGUCGACUCGUCCGUCUUUGCUGCCUCGCCCUUGUUGACAUAUCUGGCACACGGAAAAGAUCCGAAAAUGGAUAGUUUGAGGCAGUCAACGAAAGACCUGUCCCUUGGAGGACCGGCGUCACCCCCGCUUUCUCCGCAGGAGCGUUUCCCAGACUUCGACACGGAUAGCGCGGGUAGUGGUAGGAUAGAAAUGGUGGACGACGCCGCGGAUGAGCAGCCACUGCAUCUCUAUAUUCCUAUCCCCUUGGAGAGCGACGUCUCAAAUCAGGAACUCAAGUUGACUCCCCAGGACACGGAAAUGUUGCUCGUUAUUCGAAACCUCUUCGCCUUUCUUCUGGGACAGGCUCUGAUUGCGACGCCUGGAUAUCCAGACCUAUUUACCAUCUUUAUGGAGGUGUCCCACCAAUUGACACGGUAUGAAUUCUCCAAUCUUGAUGGCUCGAACUUUGGCGAGACAGCGACAUCGAGUUUCGCCAACUACUGCGACGAGCUACGUCUCGCGGAUGUUAGGCAUAGUCGGGAGAAGACGAUCGAAGCCAUGAUCCUAGGAGAGGGUCUGCGCUACUACCCGCUUUAUCUCGAGGGAUUCGUGCAUGGAGUGGGCAAGCUUGACGAGCUGAAGCAGUUGAAUAGUAUCAAGUACGCGGCCUUGAAUCCUGUGACCAAGAAGAGACUGGAGCGGGGCUACAUGGACUUGAACACCCGCGUCAGGACCAUGAAGUUCAAGCUCGAAGAUUUCGAUUUCCCUUCUUUGUGGGCAGGUAUUGCGAAUUCCAACAUGGCGGCAGAAAGCAAAGUAGUCCGGUUUAAGGCGUGGAAGGCGUCCUUCUUGUCAUUCAGGAAACAUAUCAUGCAGUACUACAGGCAGAAGUUUGGAUCAUGGCCGCCGAAAUCGAACGCGAAAAAGAACGGUAUCGACGACAGUGGCCUUAACCGCCUAAUCCUAAAAGAGUUGUACGAUGAUUUUGCGGAUCUAUAUGAUAUGAUUGUUGAUCGGACUUCUCUCACCACUCGGACUACCGACAGCGCAGGCGACACAUCUGAUUCGCCUGACCAGACGGAGCAGAUAAUCCGGGCCCUGCGGCAGAUGAUGAGCGAGUACGACAGAAGCUCUCCGCCUGUCCUCCCUCCCAUCCCCUUUGACAUACCCCAGUUACCGAAUCUCACGGCUGUCCGACGGAAGCCAAUGGAUGCUAAGAAGGAGGCCAAGGAGCGUACCAAGAGGCUCAAGGAUUCUGAUAUCAACGAGAUCCUAAUGGGCUCUUACACGCGCGAGAGCCUGAAACCGACUCCAUUCGUGGAGAGUUUCAUGCAGUUUGAGCGCCGCUCCGCUCACGGAAAGAGUCUGGACGACAUCUGCGAUCUCCGCUGUGGCCAAUGGCUCUUCCUGUAUGCGGUCAUUCAGGCUCUUCCCAUGCUUGUGGUAGACGCCGCUGACGUGGUAUACACGGAAGGCGUCGAGUACUUCCUGUGCGUGGCACCUCGCGGCGGUGCGCCAUGGAUCCAUAAUGACGGCAAAGCGGCGCGCAGCUGGUUCGGUGUUGCUGGUGGCCAGGGUGUCGUUAGUCUUCCGACCGAUAUUGUCACUAACGGUGUGGAGGGUACCUACCGUCGUAGCCAUUGCUGGCAGGUUGCCAUGCAAUGGGCCGAAACGGACGAGAUCAUGGCUAUGCCCAUGCCGGAUGAUAACGACACCUCGUCUUUCUCGUCGCCUCCUCCCGCUCCUCUAUCGUCAGUCGGCUCAGUCUCAGACGUGCAACCCACUCCACUCCUUUCCCCCGGUAAUCUUCCGAUUCCUCGCUCAACCUCCCCCGCAGGAAGCAUGAGGCAGAGCCGCCGUCUCUCGAUCCAUCCGGGGCUUGAAGCAUUGCCUCUCCCUAUGGGUGUUUCGCCAUUAGAACCGCCUGCUCGUCCAGUCAGCCGUGGAAACCCCGGCAUGAGUUUCGACGAUAUCCUCAAGGAUAUGCCCCAGAAGGGAAAGAAAUAA
Molecule: messenger RNA, 2631 nt
Organism: Paecilomyces variotii
Lineage: Eukaryota; Fungi; Ascomycota; Eurotiomycetes; Eurotiales; Thermoascaceae
Exons: 2
Coding region: 1-2631 (876 amino acids)
Source: RefSeq, a predicted model, not a curated record